UCAGCCCUUGCCUCUCUUACAGCUAAUUAUACAGACUCAGAGAAUGAAGAUCGUCCGGAAGAUUAUUCACCGGCAUCAGAAGCCUCGGAAGAAUCACUGAAUUUUGUUCCUGCUUCUAAAUCCGCCACCGGUAGUCCAGUACGUAAUAUCAGCAGAGAAGUAUCUGCAACACCACCUUUUGUGGGCCCCCCAACAAAACCUCAAAUACCUAAAAAGGCCCUCAGACUUGUUAGCUAUAAUGACAACGAUGAAACUCAAAUAUCGGAUGAGGAGAAUGUGUCCCUACAUUCAGAAAUCAGUGUUAUGGAUAUUUCAGAGGAAGAUGAACCAAUGGUAGAAAAAGAAUCCUAUAUUAAAGCAGAUCGUUUUGCAGAGUAUGGUUUUCAAUUACCUCCGGAACCCAAAGGCAAGUGUGCUCCGGAACUACAAGAGAAGAUCAAUAAUCUUUAUGAAAAAAUGAAAAAUAGCAGUAUGGACAUGAAUAAGAUAAUUCAGGAACGAAAAGAAUUUAGGAAUCCAAGUAUUUACGAAAAAUUAAUACAAUUCUGUGACAUCAAUGAGUUAGGAACAAACUAUCCUCCUGAAAUUUAUGAUCCUUUGCAAUGGGGUAAGGAGAGCUUCUAUGAGGAACUAGCAAAAGCACAGAAAGCUGAAAUGGAUAAAAGAGAGAAGGAAAAGAAGGAUAAUGCUAAAAUGGAGCAAGUAGCAGCUGCAGCAAGAAAAGCUGAAGAGGAAGCCAAGAAAAGAAAAUCUAAGUGGGAUCAGCCUGGUCCGUCAGCAAAUACAGCUCCUUUAAAACCUGCAGGAUUGAUCCAACCGUCAUCUCUUACGACAAGCAUCACCGGAACAAAAGGAACAGUAAUCUCUGCUUUUGGAUCUCUUCCCAAAAAGCCCAAAAUAUAAGCCGUCUAAGGUCUAAGUAAAACUAGCAGAUUUUUUUUUUAAAUUUAUUUCAAUAAUUCUUCGACAAUAGUUUUCUUUCACCGUUAUUUAGCAGUGAAAUUAUAUCAACUAUUUAAAAAAACAAUAAAGAGACAUCAUAAAAUUACCAACAAAUUUCUUAUAAAAUAAAAAUUAAAUUAUCAGAAAUUAAA
Molecule: messenger RNA, 1094 nt
Organism: Phlebotomus papatasi
Lineage: Eukaryota; Metazoa; Arthropoda; Insecta; Diptera; Psychodidae
Product: SAP30-binding protein
Biological process (GO): regulation of DNA-templated transcription
Cellular component (GO): nucleus
Source: RefSeq, a predicted model, not a curated record